UUGCACUCACAAUUGAGAAAUUCCAUGGAAUUCUCCAGAUUAUCAGCCACUCACUCGAACAACAAUUGUCAAUACAAUCUUUCUCUCUCUUUGAUCUUCUUUUCUGGGUUGAUAGAAAGCUAAAUAUCACUUCAAAAAUGGCUGGAACUCAAUGCUGCGAGAAUCCUCCUGAUUUGAAUUCAACCGGUGGCGUAGGCCAUGUCGAAGAAAUUAGUGGUCUCAAAUGUUAUGUAUCCGCCAGUUCUAAUUCCAACAUCGCUGUUAUUCUCAUCUCUGAUGUUUACGGUUAUGAAGCUCCAAAGUUAAGAAAGCUGGCAGAUAAAGUUGCUGCUGCUGGCUACUAUGCUGUUGUCCCUGAUUUUUUCCAUGGAGAUCCCUACAAUCCUGAGGAUAAGAAUAGACCAAUACAAGUUUGGAUAAAAGACCAUGGACCUGACAAAGGAUUUGAAGAGGCGAAACCAAUAAUUGAAUCUCUGAAGCAGAAAGGGAUGUGUAAAAUUGGAGCGGUUGGCUUUUGUUGGGGAGCCAAAGUGGUUGCACUACUAGCACAAAGUGAUGAAUACAUACAAGCGGGAGCUUUCCUACAUCCUUCUUUUGUUACCGAGGAUGAUAUCAAUGGUCUGAAAGUACCAGUUGCGAUUCUUGGGGCCGAGACUGACCACAUAUCUCCUCCUGAAGUUGUGAAGAAGUUUUCUGAGAUCUUGAGUUCUAAGCCAGAGGUCGAUUCAAUGGUGAAGAUAUUCCCUGGAGUUUCCCAUGGAUGGACCGUUAGAUACAAUGAGGAUGAUGCUGUGGCUGUCAAAGCAGCAGAGGAAGCUCACCAGGAUAUGCUUACAUGGUUUCAGAAAUACGUUAAAUAAGCUGUUAGCGAGUGUGAUUAGUAUUUCUGGAUGUGUGCAUGCGAGUUAUGUUGAUGUAUGAAUUAAUAAGUGCAAGUGCAUGGGUUUGGAUCAUUUAUGGAUAAAUUGACGCUUCUGUCUAUUAUGAUUGUGCUUCUAUGAAAUAACUAGUUUUAUUCAUGCUG
This is a messenger RNA of Amaranthus tricolor (Joseph's coat), 1024 nucleotides long. Its product is annotated as endo-1,3;1,4-beta-D-glucanase-like. The transcript is spliced from 7 exons. NCBI's taxonomy places the organism in Eukaryota, Viridiplantae, Streptophyta, Magnoliopsida, Caryophyllales, Amaranthaceae. Gene Ontology annotation, molecular function: hydrolase activity. The coding region runs from base 138 to 860 and encodes 240 amino acids. The record is from RefSeq and is a predicted model, not a curated record.